Carya illinoinensis is the source of this 1908-nucleotide messenger RNA. RefSeq lists its product as uncharacterized. The transcript is spliced from 3 exons. The record is from RefSeq and is a predicted model, not a curated record. Lineage: Eukaryota; Viridiplantae; Streptophyta; Magnoliopsida; Fagales; Juglandaceae. Bases 1 to 1908 code for a protein of 635 amino acids.
AUGGACAAGAGUUGGAUGAAAAUCACUGAUAGAUUUCGAUCCAGUGAAUAUGCGACAGGCGUUAAAGAUUUCAUUACUUUGGCUCGAUCUCAUUCUACAAGUGAUGAAAUUCGGUGUCCAUGUACCCUUUGUUCAAAUAAUUAUUUCAUACCUAUAAAUCAGGUAGAGAGACAUCUGUUCAUUAAAGGUAUUGAACCAACUUAUACGACAUGGAUAUUUCACGGCGAGGAGGAAGAUUUACCUUUUAUUGAUGAUGAUGACCUUCAUGAUCCUGAACAAGCUGAUCCUUACAUUGAUGACAUUGAUGUUAUGUUACAAGACAUUCGGGUAGGGAAUUUCCCUAAUGUUCCUUCACUCGAGUCAUUCUAUGCUGGGGGUUCAACCUCAGUCGGAAGUGAAUCAACCAUGAAUUUUGACCAAUUGUUGGUUGAUUCACAGCGUCCUCUUUAUGAAGGUUGUUCCAAGUAUUCUAAACUUUCAUUUUUAGUUAAGUUGCUACACAUUAAAACACUUGGUGGCUGGAGUAUAAAGUCAUUUGACAUGCUUCUUCAAAUACUACAGUCAGCUUUUCCGAAUGCUCUUUUACCGAAAUCAUAUCAAGAGGCACAGAACUUAGAGCGAGGCCUGAGAUUUUCUUACACAAAAAUACAUGCUUGUCCAAAUGAUUGCAUACUUUAUUGGAGGGAAAAUGCAAAGAAACAAGAGUGCCCUAAAUCAGCUAAUAUGAGGUGGCAUAGGGAUCAGCGUGUCAAUGAGGAAGGUAUUCAAAGGCAUCCUGCUGACUCUGAGGUCUGGAAGGCAUUUGAUCAACAACAUACUUGGUUUGCGGAAGAUCCUCGAAAUUUACGGCUUGGUUUAGCCAGUGACGGCUUCAACCCUUUCAAUAAUUUGGCAAAACCUUACAGCAUAUGGCCAGUGAUUUUGGUGCCUUACAACUUGCCCCCGUGGCUAUGCAUGAAAGAUCCAUUUUUCAUCACCUCAUUGUUGAUUCCAGGACCAAGAUCUCCAGGAAAUGAUAUCGAUGUUUAUUUGCAGCCUCUAAUAGACGAACUAUUAGAUCUAUGGGAAAAUGGUGUCGAUACAUACGAUGCCAAGGCCAAAGAGACUUUUCGAUUGCAUGCAGCUUUAAUGUGGACAAUUAACGACUUUCCUGCUUACAGAAAUCUCUCUGGGUGGAGCACUAAGGGGAAGAUAGCAUGUCCAUCGUAUAUUGAUUUUGGAAAAUCUACAAAGAAGAGAAAGCGUACCACUGAUGAGUUAAAUUGGACCAAAAGAAGUAUCUUUUUCCAAUUGCCGUAUUGGUCAACUCUAAAGCUUAGACAUAACCUUGAUGUAAUGCACAUUGAGAAGAACAUAUGUGACAACAUCUUAGGAACUUUGAUGAAUAUUGCUGGGAAAACUAAAGAUCAUGUCAAUGCACGUCGUGACCUUUCCAAUCUCAAUAUAAAAAAAGAAUUACACUUGAUCCAGGAUGGACAACACGUGAGUAUGCCACAUGCAUGUUACACCUUGUAUGGAGCUGAGAGGGCAGGUUUUUGUAAAUGGUUGAAUGAUGUCAAGUUUCCAGAUGGCUUCGCUUCUAAUAUUGCGAGAUGUGUGAGUGUUGUCGAUUGCAAAAUCUCUGGCAUGAAAAGUCAUGAUUGUCAUAUUUUUAUGCAAAGAUUAUUACCUGUUGCAAUUUGUGGAUACUUACGACAAGAUAUACGAUUAGCAUUGACUGAGUUGAGCACAUAUUUCAAAGAGCUUUGUGCAAGAACUAUCAAGGUUGAUGUGUUAGAACGGCUUCAGUCUGAUAUAGCCGUCAUUUUGUGCAAGCUAGAGAUGAUAUUUCCACCUACAUUCUUUGAUGUAAUCGUCCACCUAGCCUAUCAUUUGCCACAUGAGGCGCUGCUUGCAGGGCCAGUUUAA